This is a messenger RNA of Pseudopodoces humilis (Tibetan ground-tit), 3146 nucleotides long. RefSeq names its product AAA ATPase AFG2A (gene AFG2A). The record is from RefSeq and is a predicted model, not a curated record. Gene Ontology annotation, molecular function: ATP hydrolysis activity; ATP binding. Gene Ontology annotation, cellular component: cytoplasm. NCBI's taxonomy places the organism in Eukaryota, Metazoa, Chordata, Aves, Passeriformes, Paridae.
ACAAGGUCCCGAAGAUGCUGCGCAGAGCUCUGGCACAGCUGUCGCUGAACAGCAUGAAAUCGGCGGAUCUCUGCAUAGGGAGGCCGGCCCUGCUCACCUCCGCUGAGGGGCGGCAGGAGGUCUGUAUUGCCUGGCCCACCACAGGCUUCCCAGGGGGGAGAAUUGGGCUGGGUGAAACCACACAGAAGAACCUGAAAGUAAAUCCAGGUGAUGCUGUCACUGUGCAGCCUGUGACUGGUGCAGUCAUCCAGGCAGAGGAAGUUGAUGUAAAGUUGAGGGACAAAGAUGCCACCGUGAAUGCUGAGGAAAUGUCUGUCUGUCUACUGAGAAACCUUGAUGGGAAAAUAGUCCUGCCAGGAAACCUCUUGGCUUUCACUUACUACGGCAAGCUUUGCAACAUCGUGGUGAUGAAAGUGAAGGGGACUGACGGUGCUGAGCUGAUUGCCCAGGGCAGUGCCAUUCCCGGCGACUGCAGUGAGCCAGACCUUGAGAGAUCAGAUUUGGAGAGCAGUGCCUUAGACCUGUCCUUACAGCUCGGCAGGAUGGACAUUGGUGACAGCCCAGAGGUUGCCUCCACGAGCACCCCGAGCAAAGCCGUGGAUCCAGGCUCACCAGCCACACCCUGCACUCCCGACUCCGGGCACAGAGACAAAACCUUCAGCGCGGGAGAUGGUGCAGACCUCACCCAAGAUCUGGAGCUGGCUGGGGAGCGCAGCACUGAGGGACUCUCACUAACUGGCAGAAUCGGAGCAAUGAGCAAUACAGAUUGUUUUUACUUCAUUUCUUCAAGAACUAAAAUCAAUUUUAUUGAACCAAGGACCGCUGUAGCAGAGGAUGGCGACUGUGAGUCCCGGGUCACCUAUGACAUGAUAGGAGGCUUAAGCAGUCAGCUCAGAACUAUUAGAGAAACUGUUGAACUUCCCUUGAAGCAACCUGAACUGUUCAAGAGUUACGGGAUCCCUCCUCCUAGGGGAGUGCUGCUCUAUGGCCCUCCAGGAACUGGGAAGACCAUGAUUGCCAAGGCCAUCGCAAACGAGGUUGGCGCUCACGUUACCGUCAUUAACGGCCCUGAAAUCAUAAGCAAGUUUUAUGGUGAGUCUGAGUCAAGGUUACGUCAGAUAUUCGCUGAGGCUUCUCUCUGUCGCCCCUCAAUUAUAUUUAUAGAUGAGUUGGAUGCACUCUGUCCAAAGAGAGAAGGGGUUCAGAAUGAAGUGGAAAAGAGAGUUGUUGCUUCACUCCUGACAUUAAUGGAUGGCAUUGGCUCAGAAGGCAGUGAAGGGCAGCUGUUGGUCCUUGGGGCAACCAAUCGCCCUCAUGCCCUGGAUGCAGCACUGCGCAGGCCAGGGCGUUUCGAUAAGGAAAUAGAAAUUGGAAUUCCCAAUGCCCAGGACCGUCUGGACAUACUCCAGAAGCUUCUCAAGAAGGUUCCCCAUUCACUCACAGCAGAGCAGUUGGCCCAUCUGGCUGAUAGUGCACAUGGUUAUGUGGGUGCAGACUUGGCAGCCUUGUGCAAGGAAGCAGGUUUGUACGCCCUGCGGAGAGUGCUGGGGAAGAGGCCCGGCCUGUGGGACACUGCGGCGGCUGGGUCAGUGAUGAUUGCUUUCAAUGACUUCCUGCAGGGGAUGAAUGAUGUCAGGCCCAGCGCCAUGAGGGAGGUGGCAAUUGACGUGCCAAAAGUAUCUUGGUCAGACAUAGGGGGACUAGAAGAUGUCAAGCUGAAGUUGAAACAGGCAGUUGAAUGGCCUCUCAAACAUCCAGAGUCCUUCAUCCGAAUGGGGAUCCAGCCUCCCAAAGGUGUCCUGCUUUAUGGACCUCCUGGGUGCUCAAAAACCAUGAUAGCAAAAGCUUUGGCUCAUGAAAGUGGCCUCAACUUCUUGGCAGUGAAGGGGCCUGAGUUGAUGAAUAAAUACGUUGGUGAGUCUGAGCGAGCAGUGAGAGAGAUCUUCAGGAAAGCCAGAGCAGUGUCUCCUUCAAUUCUUUUCUUUGAUGAAAUAGAUGCCUUGGCAGUUGAAAGGGGAAACUCUUCAGGUGCUGGGAAUGUAGCAGACCGUGUCUUGGCUCAGUUGCUGACGGAAAUGGAUGGGAUAGAACAGCUGAAGGACGUGACAAUUCUGGCAGCUACAAACAGACCGGACAUGAUAGACAAGGCCUUGCUGAGGCCGGGGCGAAUAGACAGAAUUAUCUACGUGCCACUGCCAGAUGCAGCCACUCGCAAGGAAAUCUUCCAGCUUCAUUUCCAGUCCAUGCCAGUCAGUGAUGAAGUCUGCUUGGCCGAGCUCGUGGAGCGCACACAGAAGUACUCGGGAGCAGAGAUAACAGCAGUCUGCAGGGAAGCAGCCCUCCUAGCUCUUCAGGAAGACAUCCAUGCCAAAUCUAUCACGGGCCGGCACUUCCGGAGCGCACUGACGGUCGUGAGCCCGAGGAUUCCUGACUCGUUAAUCCAGUUUUAUGCAGAUUACCAGCAGCAAAGUGGACUGCACGCGCUCUGAAAGGCAAAUUAAUACAUACCCCAUUCACUGUGUGAAUGGCAGAUUUCCUUUGUGAAGCUGUCAGAAGCCAAAGAGUUUUGUACUGUGAGCGAGUGGAGUGUCUGGAGUUAACUGAAUGCAGAAUUGCCGCAAUAAAAGUCCCUGUGGAAGUUGUGAGUGUCAUAGACAUUGUCCUCAAAUUUAGAUUUUACCAUUUCAGUGGUAUAACCUGCCUUUUAGAGGAGGUAGUCUGGUUUAAGAUAUUUCCAGUUUAAGUCAGUUUAUCUCAGUUGUAUAUCCAUGUAUCCAAAAAAAAAAAAAAAAUAUCAAAUUCUGAAUUUUGGUGGAUUCUUGGCCCUUAAGAGAGAAGCAACAAAUGCUAUUACUGCCUUCAUUUGUUCCUGCCUCAACCACAGUUUAAUCCCAGGGACCAUCCCAGUGAAUGGCCUCAUUACAAAAAAUGCUUAAAAUUACUGUGAAUUUUUUGAUUUAUGAUCUCCAGCAAAGCUGCUGAACAGGCUUUCUGAGAUAAAGCUGAGGCAUCCUGAUUGCUUACAGCCAAACAUUUAUCUUUGGUCUUUACCAACUCACUUUUAGACAUGUUGGCAGGUAGGCACCUUAAAAAACUGUCCAGCCCUUCGCUAACCUGAAGCCAUUGCCAGGUGUCAGCAAAAGAUU